Messenger RNA from Rhagoletis zephyria (snowberry fruit fly), 551 nucleotides. RefSeq names its product GILT-like protein C02D5.2. The record is from RefSeq and is a predicted model, not a curated record. NCBI's taxonomy places the organism in Eukaryota, Metazoa, Arthropoda, Insecta, Diptera, Tephritidae. Gene Ontology annotation, molecular function: oxidoreductase activity, acting on a sulfur group of donors, disulfide as acceptor.
AUGUACUUACGUAUGUUUUAAUUAUUUACUUUUUAAUUUACACUUUUUCCUUACAGGUGCCUAUAACCAUCUAUUAUGAAUCACUCUGCCCGGACAGCGCUAAGUUCAUUACCGAGCAAGUCUAUCCAGCCGUUAAGGGUGAACUGAAAGACUACAUAGACAUCACAUGGGUGCCUUUUGGCAAGUCACACUUUACAACGCAAGGUGCUGAUGUGCUCUUCGAUUGUCAUCACGGUCCAAAUGAAUGCUACGGCAACAAAGUGCAUGCCUGUGCCAUCGAACAUAUACAGGCCAACUCCUAUCAAAUUGAAUUCACUAGAGAAUCACUAACGUUGGACUUCAUCAACUGCAUGAUGAAGGCGGGCAAGAACUUUGAUGACAACGUUUAUCCAGGUGGACGCUGUGCACGUGACAAUCAUAUUAGCGGCUGGGAAAAUAUUCAGACAUGUGCCAACUCAACUGAAGGCAGCCAUUUGCUGAAGAAACAGGGCGAGGCCACAAAUCAAUUCCAAAAUCCAUUGACCAGCGUGCCAACAAUUGUUUUCAAACAG